AUGUCCAAGAUCAACCGCAUCAACCCCAACGUGAAGCGCGCACAGACCGAAGAAUGGUUCCCCAAAUCCCCCGACGGCGCAUACACGGGCGAGAAAGUCCCCUUCCACCCUCGCCGGCGGCCGUUUUUGUCAUCGACCACCCUCGUCCUGUUGGUGUUGCUGGUGCUCGCGGUCGGGGUGCUUGUUUGGAAACAUGAGCAGGCCGUGGCUGUCGCGGCCGAGAAUUACCAGAAAUACACGGGCCAGGAUUUAAAAGAGACGGAGUUUUACAAGGUCAUAGAGAAGGCGCAGAAGAUGAAGUGGAAGCGAUCGGAGCUGUGA
Molecule: messenger RNA, 321 nt
Organism: Fonsecaea nubica
Lineage: Eukaryota; Fungi; Ascomycota; Eurotiomycetes; Chaetothyriales; Herpotrichiellaceae
Exons: 1
Coding region: 1-321 (106 amino acids)
Source: RefSeq, a predicted model, not a curated record